AUGACGGUAGACUCCUCCGCGAAUUCCAAGGAGGCGUACAGACACCUGCAGCAGCAGCAGCAGCAACAGCAGCAGCAGCAACAGCAGCAGCAGCAACAGCAGCAGCAGCAACAGCAGCAGCAGCAACAGCAGCAGCAGCAACAGCAGCAACAGCAGCAGCAGCAACAGCAGCAGCAGCAACAGCAGCAGCAGCAGCAGCAUAUAUGCACAAGAGAGACAGCCGAAGAGUCAGCUACCAUCCCACCACUGGCAGCAGCAGCAGCAGCAGCAGCAGCAGCAACCCCACGUCAUCAACAGCAGCAACAGCAACAGCAACAGCAGCAGCAGCAGCAGCAGCAGCAGCAGCAGCAGCAGCAGCAGCAGACCUGGCUUUCUAGCUGCAUCAGCAGCUCUGUGAUUUGCUUCGCCCCUCGGGGGUUUAACGCUAACCACUCAAGCGGAACUGCUGCUGCUGCUGCUGCUGCUGCUGCUGGUUGCUGCUGCUGCUUCCCUGCUGCUGCUGCUGCUGCUGUUGUUGCUGCUGCUGCUGCUGCAUAG
This is a messenger RNA of Eimeria mitis, 537 nucleotides long. RefSeq lists its product as uncharacterized. NCBI's taxonomy places the organism in Eukaryota, Apicomplexa, Conoidasida, Eucoccidiorida, Eimeriidae. The record is from RefSeq and is a predicted model, not a curated record. The transcript is spliced from 4 exons. The coding region runs from base 1 to 537 and encodes 178 amino acids.